GCUUCUGCCAGUCCCCUCCUCUUCCCUUGUUACCUGAUACCUGCGGAACAGGUUUAGCAGCAUUUAAGCCAGGUAAACACAGAGUGUGUGUGAGCACCGAGCUUCCCAGAGAGCGAGAGAGAAUGGCUUGCACAGGGCUAGGCCGCUGUAAGGUCGCUCUGUGGUUUGCAGUUGUCCUCGACAUAUUGGGGCUCAUUGCCUUGCUGGUGGGAAUCUUUGCCAAGCUCCAACGAGAGGGAAGGGACUUUGGGGACCUGCUGAUCUACACUGGAGCCAUUGUGGUUUUUGUCAGCCUGAUCGGUUGGGUGUUCUGGUACACGGGGAACAUCGAGAUCUCCUGGGAGGAACUCGAGAGCGACUACCAGCUGAAGGACAACCGUCUGAACCGCAUCGUCAGGAAGAUCUCCCGGCGCAUAUCCUGGCGGACCAGCAACGGCAAGAAAGCUGCCGCCAAAACGGCCGGCUUCAGCUGUCACCCCCACAAGGCCGAAGACAUGCAGCUCUCCCCAGUCAGCCCCACCGCUCCGUCAAGGCUCCGGGAAGUGGCCGUGGAGUGACAGCGCGAGGCUGGUCAGAGAGAGGAGAGCGGGAGAGGGAUGAACGAUGCGGAAGGGAGCAAGUGAGAGAAAGUGUGCGCAUUAUAAGAAACUGGCUGUGCAUGGCAUUUGUUUCUCACGUGAAGGCGGCCUCAGUCAGUUGCGCUCUCAUCUCGGGGUCGGAAGAUUUUGGGUUAAAACCUCCACUCCAGGAACUUGGAUCUAUCUAUCCCAGUUGAUAGAUUUUUGGUAUGUCAGGCUAUUGAGGGAUAUGGGGAGAA
Messenger RNA from Callorhinchus milii (elephant shark), 817 nucleotides. RefSeq names its product transmembrane protein 238a (gene tmem238a). The transcript has 2 exons. Lineage: Eukaryota; Metazoa; Chordata; Chondrichthyes; Chimaeriformes; Callorhinchidae. The coding region runs from base 123 to 557 and encodes 144 amino acids. The record is from RefSeq and is a predicted model, not a curated record.